This is a messenger RNA of Naumovozyma dairenensis CBS 421, 1884 nucleotides long. RefSeq names its product Rri2p (gene RRI2). The transcript has a single exon. The record is from RefSeq and is a predicted model, not a curated record. NCBI's taxonomy places the organism in Eukaryota, Fungi, Ascomycota, Saccharomycetes, Saccharomycetales, Saccharomycetaceae. The coding region runs from base 1 to 1884 and encodes 627 amino acids.
AUGCCUGAAGAAUAUGAAGACUACGAUGAUUUCAUGAUGUCGGAUGACGAAAGCAUGAAUAUAGAUGACAUUGCUUUUGAGAGUGACGAAGGCCAACAGGAGCACCAUACAGUAGGUAGCUCAAAAGAAACUGAAACUACUAGAUACUUUCCUAACAUCGAGUACGCAUAUAAUACCGGGUUGGCCUUCUUGGAUGAUAGAGAAUUCGAGAAAGCAAGGGAACAGUUCAUAGAUGUUUAUAAAACUGUCAUUGAUAUACUACCCGAUGAUAAAGAACCUGUAAUUAUCCAGUUUGGCUUUCAAGCUCUGAAUCAAAUAAUCUCCUGUUGGAUAAAUGAAAUUCCGUACAAUGGAAUGUCAGGUCAGAUCGUGUCUGAGAUUAUACGGACCUGCGAAUGCCUAUGUGACUUUAUAGCAGUGAACAAUGACGAUCAUGAUACCAAUAACCUGGCAAAAAAUUUGGGUAAUACCUUUACUACAUUAUUUUAUAGUAACAGUAGGAUAUUUUUAUUUGAUUUAGGUAGUUUGGACUGUUCGGCCGUGAAAUUAAGAAUGGAAUUACAAUCAGCAAUUGUAUCUAUUUUUCUUAAUUCAUCCUGCUUGCAUAAAAAAUUUGUUCCCUUACUUCAAGUUAAAGGACGAGUUUCGUCUAUAUGGUACGACUGUUUGACAACCGGUUAUUAUAGUGAAAGUGAUUUGUCGUCUCUAAGGAGUAUACGGGUCAUCGAUAAUGAGACUGAAAAAUAUACCGAAGAUUUAAAAAUCGAGAUCACUACUGUUAUAUUGCAGUGUUAUAUAUUGGAAUUUUUGAAAGCUGGUGACAUUAAAGAAGCUGGAUAUUUUAAGGAAUCUAUUAGUAUUUUAGACAAGUUGGCCUCCAAAUCUUUGUCAGUUUCACAAACGCCGGAAGUGAUGCUAAUACUACAUUUUUCCCAAGGUAUCAUGUUACUGAUGACCAAACGUCCAGAUAUCAAUAGUUCUAUACAGACAUCGGUCUUUUGGAGAAUGAGGGAGGCCCGCGAAGCUUUUCUUAGAUCAUUGAAGCACUUAGAGGAACUUGGUAGAAAUCAAGACAAGACGCCACAUUUAUUUCAUGAUAUAAUAUUAGCUGGCUUUACUUUUACGAGCAUGAUUUUAUUGAAGGUUGGUAAGGAAGAACUUGAUCCAUUUGAAUUUGAGCAAGUGAGAAUCCUUGGAAACCAAGACAUAAUCGACAAUAUUCAAUUAAUUUAUGUAAAUUUUAUGAAUUUAGAUUUAAUGGGGCUCUUUAACUCUCUAAACUGCAUGAAAGAAAUAAAUUUUAUCCUGCAUCAUCUGGUAAGUGAUAUCUAUGAAUUGGCUCAAUCAUUGGUGUUAUGGACUAAAAUUGCCGUUGUAUACUCCUGCAUUUCGAUCCCUGAUCUGGAAAAUAAAUUGAAACUUAACGAAUAUAAGGUGCCUACUAGGGAUGAUAUACUUACACUACUAAUGCAGUCCAUACUAAAGGGGGAAGCCAUGGUAUUUUAUAAAUUAGAUCUCAGAAAAGAUUUAGUCUAUUUCGGAGCUAUGUAUAAAAAACAACUGACAAUGUACGGUAAAGAAAGUUUUAGACUGAUGAACCAAAAUAAACGGAAACCAGCUGAAGCGAAAGAAUGUGAAUCUCUCGCAAGUUUAUCAGACUUUGAAUAUGCCAACAAUGUCGGGCUGUUCACAGUUCCACGUAAGCUCACAAAGAAAAGUAAUAUAACUGAGUUUUUCGAAGCCUUGAAGGAAGCGAGAGAGAAUAUCAUUUAUAUAGAUAAUGCCCAGCACAAAUCCUUUAAUAAGCUUUAUCCCAAAGAUAUGAAGUUUACAGACAAAUAUAUGAACUUAGUAGAUUUAAUGGCGCCUAGAAUCCACGAUUAA